Molecule: messenger RNA, 5926 nt
Organism: Glycine soja
Lineage: Eukaryota; Viridiplantae; Streptophyta; Magnoliopsida; Fabales; Fabaceae
Exons: 4
Molecular function (GO): protein binding
Source: RefSeq, a predicted model, not a curated record
CUCUCUAUUUUUGCUAGCUCUUCAGUUUAGAGGAUGAAUAUCAAUAAUAACAAUCUUUGCUGGCUUUUACUCCCAUACUUUAUCUUCCUUCUUCUUUCUCUUCCUCCUUCUUCUUCUUCUUUCUGCAACCACCUUGACAGCUCUGCCUUGUUACUUUUCAAAAACUCACUCAACACUUAUCAUUUUCCUUCCAAAACAGAAUCAUGGAAAAACGGAACAGAUUGUUGUGAGUGGGAUGGGGUCACGUGCGACAACAUCUCAGGGCACGUGAUUGGCCUUGACCUUAGCUGGAGUAAUCUUCAAGGUCAACUCCAUCCCAACAGCACCAUCUUUAGCCUAAGACACCUUCAACAACUCAACCUAGCCCAAAAUUAUUUUUUUGGAUCUUCAAUGUGUUCUGAAUUUGGUGAUCUCGUGAAUCUCAUGCAUCUAAAUUUGUCAUACUCUGGAAUCACUGGUCACAUUCCCUCCACAAUCUCUCACUUGUCCAAAUUACUGUCCCUUGAUCUCCGUGGCUAUGACUUGAUAGUUAGUGAUCCCAACUACCCGAGAAUGAGAGUUGAUCCAUACACAUGGAACAAACUCAUUCAAAACGCAACUAAUUUAAGAGAGCUUUAUUUAGAUCAAGUGGACAUGUCUUCUAUCGGAGAGAGCUCUUUGUCAUUGCUAACCAAUCUGUCUUCCUCUCUCAUCUCUCUUAGUCUCUCAGCCACUGAAUUGCAUGGGAAUUUUCCAACUGACAUCCUCUGUUUACCCAAUCUUCCACAACUACUUCUGUAUGAAAAUGAGAAGCUGAGAGGUGAACUUCCAAAGUCCAACUGGACUGCUCCACUAAGCUACUUGGCUCUCGCUUAUACUGCUUUUUCGGGAAACAUUCCCGAUUCCAUUGGUCAUUUGAAGUCUCUUAAGAGUCUAGCUCUGCAGAGUUGCAAUUUUGAAGGACUGAUUCCCUCAUCAUUGUUUAAUCUAACUCAACUCUCCGAUUUAGAUCUAUCAUUUAAUAAAUUAGUUGGCCCCAUUCCAAGCAAAAUCAAUAAACUUUCAAAAUUGCAGUUUCUAUAUUUGACUAAUAACAAGUUAAAUGCAACAAUUCCAAAUUCAAUAUUUGAACUUCCAAAUCUUUCUGGUUUGAGUUUGGCAUCAACUGACUUGAGUGGUCAUCUGGACUUUCAUCUAUUUUCAAAGAUAAAAUAUCUAGGUAUUCUCGAUCUUUCUGACAAUAGUCUUCUCUCUAUUAACUUUGAUAGUACCGUUGACUACAUCUUACCCAACCUUCAAUCCUUAAAUUUAUCUUCCUGUAAUAUUAAUAGUUUCCCUAAAUUCUUAGCACCACUUCAAAAUCUUCUCCAACUAGAUCUUUCUCAUAACAACAUUCGUGGAAGCAUUCCCCAGUGGUUUCAAGAAAAGCUCUUGCACUCCUGGAAUUAUACAACUACUCUUAUUGAUCUCAGUUUCAACAAGUUGCAAGGAGAUCUCCCAAUUCCACCCAAUGGCAUUCGAUACUUUUUAGUCUCAAAUAAUGAGCUGACCGGGAACAUUCCUUCAGCAAUGUGCAAUGCAAGCAACCUCCAAAUACUCAACUUGGCUCAUAACAACUUGACCGGCCAGAUUCCACAAUGCCUGGGAACAUUUCCUUAUCUUUCGGCAUUGGAUUUGCAAAUGAACAACCUUUAUGGAAACAUACCUUGGAACUUUUCUAAGGGAAAUGCAUUUGAGACUAUAAAGUUGAAUGGCAACCAAUUGGAUGGACCAUUACCAAGGUCUUUGGCCCACUGCACAAAUCUGGAAGUUUUGGACCUGGCAGACAAUAACAUAGAGGAUACAUUUCCCCAUUGGCUAGAAAGCCUCCAGGAGUUACAGGUACUCAGUUUGCGAUCAAAUAAGUUUCAUGGUGUCAUCACUUGUUUCGGUGCCAAGCAUCCAUUUCCCAGGCUGAGAAUUUUUGAUGUCUCAAAUAACAAUUUUAGUGGGUCCUUGCCAGCAUCGUACAUCAAGAACUUUCAAGGAAUGGUGAGUGUGAAUGACAAUCAAACUGGUUUGAAAUACAUGGGUAACCAAAACUUCUAUAAGGAUUCAUUAGUGGUUGUAAUGAAAGGUCAAUACAUGGAGCUCGAGAGGAUAUUAACUAUUUUCACAACCAUUGAUUUAUCAAAUAAUAUGUUUGAAGGAGAACUUCCGAAAGUCAUUGGAGAAUUGCAUUCUCUCAAAGGGCUUAACCUUUCGCACAAUGCAAUCACUGGUACCAUUCCACGAUCCUUUGGUAAUUUAAGAAAUUUGGAAUGGUUGGACCUCUCGUGGAACCAGUUGAAAGGAGAGAUUCCUUUGGCUUUGAUCAAUUUGAAUUUUCUGGCAGUGUUGAACCUUUCACAAAACCAGUUUGAGGGUAUCAUACCUAAAGGUAGACAGUUUAACACAUUUGGAAAUGAUUCAUAUGGUGGAAAUUCAAUGCUAUGUGGAUUCCCUUUGUCAAAAUCCUGCAAUAAGGAUGAAGAUUGGCCACCACAUUCAACAUUUCACCAUGAAGAAUCAGGAUUUGGCUGGAAAGCUGUAGCAGUGGGAUAUGCAUGUGGGUUGCUAUUUGGAAUGCUUUUGGGAUAUAAUGUUUUCAUGACUGGGAAACCACAAUGGCUUGCGAGACUUGUUGAAGGUGUGCUUAAUUAAUGAAGAGUGAAAAGGACAAAUCAUAGGAGAAGGGAGGUUAUAGCUUGUUUAAGUGUUGGAUGGGUGGAGCAUCAAGCUUCAGUUUGCCCCCUGCGUCUAAUCACAUGCCGGUUCUGUGGUGAUAUGGUUCAAGCUGGGAGGUCUGCCAUGGACGUCCGUGACAGAUUAAGAGGAUUGUCUGAGCGUUCUGUGAUGUUGAAGGACAUGGAUAUUCGCCAGAUUUCUAGGAUGAAUAUCAAUAACAUUAUUUUCUGGCUUUGGCUUCUACUCCCAUACUUGAUGUUAGCUUCUUCUUCCUCUUUCUGCAACCACCAUGAUACCUCUGCCUUACUACUUUUCAAAAACUCAUUUACUCUCAACACUUCGCUUCAUUAUGAUUAUUUUUGGCUCUCUUAUUCUUCAAAGACAGAGUCAUGGAAAAACGGAACAGAUUGUUGUGAGUGGGAUGGGGUCACGUGCGACACCAUCUCAGGCCACGUGAUUGGUCUUGACCUUAGCUGCAGUUAUCUUCAAGGUCAACUUCAUCCCAACAGCACCAUCUUCAGCCUAAGACACCUUCAACAACUCGACCUAUCCUAUAAUGAUUUUUCAGGCUCUUCAUUAUAUUCUGCAAUUGGUGAUCUCGUCAAUCUCAUGCAUCUAAAUUUGUCAUACUCUCAAAUCAGUGGUGACAUUCCCUCCACAAUCUCUCACUUGUCCAAAUUACGGUCACUUCAUCUCGGUGACGACCAGAGCAUGAUGAGAGUUUAUCCAUACACAUGGAAAAAACUCAUUCAAAACGCAACUAAUUUAAGAGUGCUAGAUUUAGUUGACGUGGACAUGUCUUCUAUCGGAGACAGCUCUUUGUCAUUGCUAACCAAUCUAUCUUCCUCUCUCAUCUCUCUUAGUCUCUUUGACACCAAAUUGCAAGGGAAUCUAUCGAGUGACAUCCUCUCUUUACCCAAUCUUCAAAUACUAUUUUUGAGUUUUAAUAAAGACCUGGGAGGUGAACUUCCAAAGUCCAACUGGAGUACUCCACUAAGGCUCUUGGAUCUCACUUUCACUGCUUUCUCGGGAAACAUUCCCGAUUCCAUUGGCCAUUUGAAAUCUCUUAAAGAACUAUAUAUGGGGAGUUGCAAUUUUGAUGGACUGAUUCCCUCAUCAUUGUUUAAUCUAACUCAACUCUCCGGUAUAGAUCUAUCGAUUAAUAAAUUAGUUGGCCCCAUUCCCUCAUCAUUGUUUAAUCUAACUCAACUCUCCGGUAUAGAUCUAUCGAUUAAUAAAUUAGUUGGCCCCAUUCCAUAUUGGUUUUAUUCUUUGCCUUCCUUGUUAGACUUGGAUCUUAGCAACAACCACCUCACGGGGUCAAUUGGUGAAUUCUCAUCUUAUUCUUUGAAAUACUUGUCACUCUCUAAUAACAAACUGCAAGGUAAUUUUCCAAAUUCAAUAUUUGAACUCCAAAAUCUUACUGAUUUGAGUUUGUCAUCAACUGACUUGAGUGGUCAUCUGGACUUUCAUCAAUUUUCAAAGUUGAAAAAUCUAAAUUACCUCGAACUUUCUCACAAUAGUUUUCUCUCUAUUAACUUUGAUAGUAUUGCUGACUAUUUCUUAUCCCCCAACCUUGAAUACUUAAAUUUAUCUUCCUGUAAUAUUAAUAGUUUCCCUAAAUUCAUAGCACCACUUCAAAAUCUUAUCCGACUAGAUGUUUCUCAUAACAACAUUCGUGGAAGCAUUCCCCAGUGGUUUCAUGAGAAGCUCUUGCACUCCUGGAAUAACAUUACUCAUAUUGAUCUCAGUUUCAACAAAUUGCAAGGAGAUCUCCCAAUUCCACCCAAUGGCAUUAGAUACUUUUUAGUCUCAAAUAAUGAGCUGACCGGGAACAUUCCUUCAGCAAUAUGCAAUGCAAGCUCCCUCUAUAUACUCAACUUGGCUCAUAACAACUUGACAGGCCAGAUUCUGCAAUGCCUGGCAACAUUUCCUUCUCUUUUGGCAUUGGAUUUGCAAAUGAACAACCUUUAUGGAAACAUACCUGCGAACUUUUCUAAGGGAAAUGCAUUGGAGACUAUAAAGUUGAAUGGCAACCAAUUGGAUGGACCAUUACCAUGGUCUUUGGCCCACUGCACAAAUCUGGAAGUUUUGGACCUGGCAGACAAUAACAUAAAGGAUACAUUUCCCCAUUGGCUAGAAAGCCUCCAGGAGUUACAGGUACUCAGUUUGCGAUCAAAUAAGUUUCAUGGUGUCAUCACUUGUUUCGGUGCCAAACAUCCAUUUCUCAGGCUGAGAAUUUUUGAUGUCUCAAAUAACAAUUUUAGUGGGUCCUUGCCAGCAUCAUACAUCAAGAACUUUCGAGGAAUGAUGAGUGUGAAUGACAACCAAACUGGUUCGAAAUAUAUGGGUAACCAAUAUUUCUAUAAUGAUUCAGUAGUGGUUGUAAUGAAAGGUCAAUACAUGGAGCUCGAGAGGAUAUUAACUAUUUUUACAACCAUUGAUUUAUCAAAUAAUAUGUUUGAAGGAGAACUUCUGAAAGUCCUUGGCGAAUUGCAUUCUCUCAAAGGGCUUAACCUUUCGCACAAUGCAAUCACGGGUACCAUUCCACGAUCCUUUGGUAAUUUAAGAAAUUUGGAAUGGUUGGACCUCUCGUGGAACCAGUUGAAAGGAGAGAUUCCUGUGUCUUUGAUCAAUUUGAAUUUUCUGGCUGUGUUGAACCUUUCACAAAACCAGUUUGAGGGUAUCAUACCUACAGGUGGACAGUUUAACACAUUUGGAAAUGAUUCCUAUGCGGGAAAUCCAAUGCUAUGUGGAUUCCCUUUGUCAAAAUCCUGCAAUAAGGAUGAAGAUUGGUCACCACAUUCAACAUUUCACCUUGAAGAAUCAGGAUUUGGCUGGAAAGCUGUAGCAGUGGGAUAUGCAUGUGGGUUUCUAUUUGGAAUGCUUUUGGGAUAUAAUGCUUUCAUGACUGGGAAACCACAAUGGCUCGCGAGACUUGUUGAAGGUGUGCUUAAUUAAUUAAUGAAGAGUGAAAAGGACAAAUCAUAGGGAAAGGAAAUAGUUUAUCCUUAGUUUAAUAUGGUUCUUUGGUGUGUGUCUGUAUGUUUUCUGUAAUUUUAACUUAUGUCCUUUGUGUAACAAAUCACAUCUCUCUUGACUCGAGUGAUGUAUUUCAAGUUGUUUAAAAAUAAGAAAAAAAUUUGAUGAUAGUAGAUAUCAAAAUGAGUGGUCAUCACAUGUGAUGAUAUUGGCUCAAAAACAUUGAUUCUAAUCUCCAAAGACAAAAACUUAUUAGCCA